AUGCCACAACCAGUAUUUGACGACUUCUCGGUGGCUUCUCGGCAGGAGCCACUCACAUUCGAUCCUUUGACAUCCAUCAGCUCCGGCCGCUGGAUCCUCGACGCCCACGGCGCCCGCGUCAAGCUCCGCUGCAUCAACUGGGCCGGCCACAUGGAAGCCAACAUCCCCGAGGGCCUGCACAAGCAGCCCAUCCCCUACCUCGCCGACUGGAUCGCCUCCGCCGGCUUCAACUGCGUGCGCCUCACCUACUCCACCGACAUGGCCCUCGCCCCGAAUCUCCGCGUCCGGGACUCCUUCCGCGCCGCCGCCGCCGAGACCAAGGUCCCCGAAAACGCCAUGCUCGCCCUCUACGACGCCGCCGUCGCCGCGAACCCUUUCUCGCCUCCGCCACCGUCGCCGACCAAGGCGAGCUGGUGCUGCAACCUCGACGACGGUAACGGCUGGUGGUCCGACGCCCCCAUCUACCUGGCCGCCAAUAGCCGCUACUUCGACUCCGCCAAGUGGAUGGACGGCCUCAAGGCCAUGGCCGCGUGGUCGAGGAACCGGCCCGGCGUCGUCGGCAUGUCCCUCCGCAACGAGCUCCGCGCCACGUGGACCCAGAUCCUCUUCGCCAGCGGCACCUGGUACUCCAAGAUGACGGCCGCCGCCCGUCUCGUUCAUGAGACGAACCCGGACCUGCUCGUCACCCACGACUACUCCUUUACCGUCACCACCCCCGAGACCGGCAACUGCGAUAUUACCAAGACCAACUACGGUCUCUUUUUCGGCUUCGUGCUCGAGCAGGGCAAGUCUUACACCGGGCCCCUUUGGCUGUCUGAGUUUGGCGUCAACAUGCAAGGCGGGCCCAACUCCGGCCUCAGCGACGCCGAUUUCACCUACCUCACCUGCCUCGUCAGCUACAUGGAGUCCAACGACGCCGAUUGGUCUCUCUGGGCUAUACAAGGCUCUUACUACGUUAGAGAUGGCGUGCUCGAUCAAGAGGAGACAUGGGGCGCCUUGGACAGGGACUGGAAGGACUGGAGGAACAAAAACUUCAAGGGCUUGCUUGGCAAGAUGUGGACGAUGACGCAGAGGCCGUGA
This is a messenger RNA of Parascedosporium putredinis, 1080 nucleotides long. The record is from the annotation of a GenBank genome assembly. Lineage: Eukaryota; Fungi; Ascomycota; Sordariomycetes; Microascales; Microascaceae.